Molecule: messenger RNA, 945 nt
Organism: Panicum virgatum (switchgrass)
Lineage: Eukaryota; Viridiplantae; Streptophyta; Magnoliopsida; Poales; Poaceae
Exons: 5
Coding region: 118-636 (172 amino acids)
Source: RefSeq, a predicted model, not a curated record
UUUAUUUACUGUGAUGACAAACGUCUUGAUAGCAAUGUUUCUACUAUUCUGACUUCUGCAAGCUUGGUUAGAAAUUAUGAUCCUUUCGAUGGUGAAAAUAAGGUUAUCGACAGCUUGAUGAUUCAAGUGCAACCUUCGAAAGGGCCAUUACUAGAGGGGUCGCUAAUACAUUAUAAUCUAGAUUAUAAUGUGGCUCUAGUCAGUGUCAAGAAUUAUAAUGCCUGCCCUCUUGCAAUUUGUAAACGCAAUUUGAUAUAUGAGUCUUCUAAGGUGGUGUCUGUAGGGUGUUGCUUUGGAACGGGCAAAUUAAUGGCUUCAGGUGGGAAACUGGUUGCCUGGUCGGGCUCGCUUGAUUGCAAAUUGCUUCUCUACUCCACAUGUAAAAUCACCAAGGCUGGGAUUGGAGGGCCUCUUGUUGAUUUUGAUGGGAAUUUCAUUGGCAUGAACUUCUAUGACCCGAAAUUAGGCACCCCAGCUGUGUCUUGUAAUGAUAUUGUUGAUAUCCUGGAAUGUUUCAAGGAAAAAUGGACUGGUGGAGUUGAUAGUUUGUCUAAUCCAAAUGGUGUGGGUGGAGGAGGUGUUCAAGGAGAUUGCUGUGUUCGUCUGAACUGGUGGCCAGUACCUCGGCCAUAUUGACGUGAGCCAGAUGAACCUGAGAAGUCUUAUUUGGAUGAAUAUGAACGCAGGGUCCUAGACAGCGGCUGCAAGUUCGUGUACGUUGGUGGAUACAUACUCAUUCUGAAGUAGUCGUUUUUUGAGCUGACUUGUCUGAGAUGCUUUCUAUAUAACUUUUGAACGGAUAUUGCUUUUGUAUUGUUCCUUGUAAAUUAGUCGUGUACCGAAUUGUGCUUGAAGCAAUCUGAAGUUAUUUUCAUUUGGAUAUGUAAUGUAGUGGAACUGCCCAACUUAAACUGGCUUAGUGCCCCAAUCGAUAUUCUUGGCGAA